AUGUUCUAUAAGUAUGUGAUGAUUGUACUGAAGGGCUCUGUACCAAUGUCAUGUGGUGGGACAGAGCAGCCAGCAGCCUUUGGUGAGGUUGCGUCCGUUGGGGGACUCAACCCUGAUGUAAACAAGGAGAUGAGUGCUGCUAUUUCAAACAUACUUGAAACCAGGUUAUCCGUGCCCAAAAACCGGUUUUUCCUGAAAUUUCAUGACUUCAAGGGCUCCGACUUCGGAUGGAAUGGGUCCACCAUGUAG
Ilex paraguariensis (yerba mate) is the source of this 249-nucleotide messenger RNA. NCBI's taxonomy places the organism in Eukaryota, Viridiplantae, Streptophyta, Magnoliopsida, Aquifoliales, Aquifoliaceae. The record is from the annotation of a GenBank genome assembly.